This is a messenger RNA of Daktulosphaira vitifoliae (grape phylloxera), 2177 nucleotides long. Its product is annotated as zinc finger protein 236-like. Bases 266 to 1885 code for a protein of 539 amino acids. The record is from RefSeq and is a predicted model, not a curated record. The transcript has 13 exons. Lineage: Eukaryota; Metazoa; Arthropoda; Insecta; Hemiptera; Phylloxeridae.
CUCGUUUAAUCAAGAUGAUAAUUUUAAAUUUAAAAUAACAGUAAAAUUUUUUUUAAUGUCAUAAAUUAGCGAUAAUAUUACUCUAAAUAGUCCUUGGUUCCACUAAAUAUAAAUUUAGAGUAAAUAUUACUUUAAUAUGAUUUGUAAUUUGACUUAAAAUUGGUAUUAGUCCUGUGUGUGUAGUGUUUCUGUUAUACUAACUAUAUAUUAGUAUAAGAUUUAAUGAGUAUAUAUCAUUUCAUCCUUCAAGAUAUAAAAUAACAAAAUGGAAUUAGGCUUUUCCAGUAAUAGUUUAGAAAACAUAAAGUUAUCAAUCAUAAAUGAAUCAUCUAUAUUUAGUACUGAAUCUACACUCAAAAAAUAUGCUGAAACAACUUUGAUCUCAAAUAAUAAUAAAAUGUUUAGUAAUGUAAUUUCAUUAGAUGACUUGCCUCCCAUGCAGGAUGUUAUGACCAAAAAUGAUUGUGAAUCUUUUCCAAUCAUAUCACAACAAUUGGAUACAACAUUAAUUGCAGAUAUUCAACAAACUUUAUUUAUUCCAUUAACACAUGAGAACCAAAACUUUCUUACUGAGAAAAUAUUAGGGGAAAAUUCUGUAUUAAACAAUAAAAUUUCAUCUGAUAACAAACUAUUUAAAGGUAAUUAUGAAAAAAACAUUAAUAUUGAAUAUGAAAAAGAAGAAUGUAAUUUAAACUAUUCAUAUAUAUGUGAUGAUAAGAAAAUUGAUAACUUCAUCUCUUGUCCUCUUGCUGCUAAAAAAAAAUCAAAUAGAUUAAUUAAGAAAAAAACCAAUAAACUUACCAAUUCACCACAUAUAUCUAAAAAGUUUCGAUGCACCUCUUGUGAAUGGACAUUUCAUAAAAUGAGCUUGUUAGAACGACAUAUGCGAACACACACAGGAGAAAAACCAUUCAUGUGUUCUAUUUGUUCAAAAUAUUUUACUCAAAAAAACUCUCUGAGUAGGCAUUUAUUGAAACAUACUGGACAUUUGCCAUUUGUAUGUGAACAUUGUAGCAUGAAUUUUUCUCAAAAAGGACAUUUACUUAAUCAUAUAAAUAGAUGUCACUCUAAAUUAAAAGAACCUACUAGAAUACAUAAGUGUAAUCUAUGUGCAUGCAUUUACAAUAGUCCUAAUGCCUUAAGUAAACACUUAAAUAUAUAUCAUGGCUUGAAAAAUAAAAAAUCAAGUAAUACCAAUAAUUUAGUGUUACUAAAAAAUGGGUUGAGUACAGAUUUCACACCAAAACAAGUUAGCUCAAUAAAAAUGUAUUCUAUAAAUUCUGAUGAAAAAGAUCUAAAAGAAUUCAAAGAACUUAAUUUUAAAAAAGAAUUAAGUGUGAAUUCAAAGUUGGAUCUAAUCAAUAAGAAGAAUUUACCUUCAUUAAAAAAUGCAAUAAAUGAAGUUCCUAAAUUAAAUAAUAGGUCAGCUAAGUUUGAUGAUAAUAGUGAACCAAAAGUAUUGUAUGUGCCAAAUAUAUCUGCUGAUUUUAAUAAAAAGAAUAUUACUACAAUAGAAAGGAUAAAGCUAAAAGUGUGUGAAUUUUGUGGCAAACUUUUUAAAAAGAAUGCUGAUUUAGAAAGACAUAAAAGAAUACAUACAGGUAGCAAACCUUUCAAAUGUAAUGAACAAGGUUGUGUUAAAGCCUUUGCUACAAAAUGUUCCUUAGAGUAUCACACUAUAACUCAUUUGGGUAAAAUGAAACGUGCUGUUUGUCCAUUGUGUAAUGGUCUAUUUGCUACAACAUCAUCAAUGAGAAUUCAUUUGAGGCAACACACAGGUGAAAAACCUUUCAAGUGUCCUGUUUGUGGUGAUGCAUUUCGUACUUCUGGACAUUUAAAUACACAUUCAAUGAUUCAUGAGCGUAAAAAAAGUUUGCUUAAAUAAAUUAAGCUAACAACAUUGGCACAUUUUUUUCUUACUCUUAAACAUAAAAUAUUCUUAACACUUAUAAAUAUGAGUAUCAUAUUUAAUAAUUAAUUAUUAAUAAAUUUCUCUGAAUGAUCUGAAAUUUAAUUAUUAAAAUUUUAUAGAAUUACUCAUGUCUUGAAUAAAUGUUGAUAGUGUCCAAAUUUAUUGAUGAACUAAUUGAUUGUACAAUUUAUAAUUUUGUGAUAUGAAAUUGAAAUUAUUUUUUUAAUUUUUACUUCUAUAUAGUUAAUUGUAGACAUUUUCUUAU